AUGGAGUGUGGUUACGAAGAAAAGCAAGCACAGAGGACGACCGUCUGCGGCUACAACUUUCACCGCGGGCCCGAGGAUAUUGACAGGGAGGAGAAGCUGGGAUUGACACUCAGAAAAAAGAAUCUGCUGUUUAUAGGGAAUCACUUUCAAGGGCACUUUCCUGCGCAAGGUUAUGCCCACCAUUUCCCUCAUGUCCACCUCGUCAGGCCCAAGCCCAUCCGCAAGCUUCCAGUCGAACGUCUGAAGCAAACUAGCAAUGGUCAGGCUCACCGUCCUGUGACCCAAAGUCAUGCCCAAGCAGCUCCUUCGGCCCGAACCAAACGGGAUCAUCUCAAAAUGCUGCCCCUUGAACUCUACAUCACACUCCAAAAACCUCUCCGGUUUAAAUGA
Messenger RNA from Striga asiatica, 390 nucleotides. Lineage: Eukaryota; Viridiplantae; Streptophyta; Magnoliopsida; Lamiales; Orobanchaceae. The record is from the annotation of a GenBank genome assembly.